CGAAAAUGUCAGAAAACUACGAGUGCUUUUAUCAAGGAGAGUUGUUCCCGCGCAGGCAAAUCACGCCAAGCGGUUCCAGUGCCUCGCGGUGGGCAAAUGAUGUCAAUUUCCAGGCAGUGGACGAACUUGCGAGGAAUCUUCAUAACAGCGAGAUUAAUUUAUCAGUUAUGGMAGGCUCCAAGAGUGGCAUCAAAGUCGAAUUACAAAACGAGAAUUUGUGGCGUGUCUUCCGAGAGCAAGAAACUGAGAUGAUUAUAACUCGUGCUGGGAGACGGAUGUUCCCAAUCCUUGAUUUCAGCAUAACUGGCCUUGAAUCGAAUGCAUACUACAGUUGCAUGAUCCAGAUUAUCUCAGCCGACAACCAACGCUACCGUUUUGACGUUAAUAAUGAGAAAUGGUUGGUGACAGGCGAAGCGUCGAAGCCUGAAAUCGUAAACAAUGAUUACAUGCAUCCACAUGGAUCGGCUCUGGGCAAAAUCUGGAUGAAAGAAGGUGCCAGGUUUGACAAGGUUAAGCUCUCAAACCACCACAAGCAGUUUUCUGAUUUCAUAAUCCUUACGUCUCUGCAGAAGUACAGAGCCCAGUUGGUUAUGACAAAGAUUGGUGUUCCACAGUGCGAGCGAUGGAUCUUUGACUUUCCAGAGACAGCCUUCAUUGCCGUCACGUGUUACCAGAACCCGAGUAUUACGAAGCUCAAGAUCGACUACAACCCCUUUGCAAAGGCGUUCAGGCAAGGAAAAAGACCAGCAAAGCGGCCCGAAUCUGUGAAACCAAAGGUGGCAAGCUCUUCUCAGAGAUCCAAACGUCCUCGUAUUCAUCUCUCGUCACCACCCCCAGUGACACGACUUCAGCCCCCUCCCCUGGGGCACUUUCCUGAGGAGGCUCCAAGAAGGGCAUCGUCGCCCCCACCCCCUCCACCCCCGCUGAAUUUGUACUCAUGUCAAUCACUGCCUACACGGGAUAUGCUGCAGGAAGAAAUGGCAAUGCAAAGUGGAAGGUGCAUUCCUCUUGUCAACGAUCCAAUCCUAUGGGAACAAUCACAUCCAAUGACGUCACAUAGAACAUGUCUUCCACCAAUCAGCACGAGCUUCCGGUUAGAUCACGCACCUCAGCCUCCAUUGUUCUUCAAACCUGAUCCUCAGAGCUACUGCCCCGGAUGGCAUCCCGACUUCCAGUACCAGGACCACUUCAGCAAUCACUGUGGCAACGGUCACUUUGGUAACGGCUGGAUGACAGGAGGCGGAUUUGGAGGGCUUUUUGAUGAAGUCCAGUUACGUCACCAUGGUUAUGAUAGCAGACUUCCUUAGCAACGCGAGAAGAACGGUUUCUAAGGACCUGUCUAGUCGACAAGACAAUUGCAAGGGUACGAUUGAAAAAAAAAAACAUUCUACACAAUCCGUUUUAAAGGGCCUUGUGCAUACG
This is a messenger RNA of Exaiptasia diaphana, 1422 nucleotides long. RefSeq names its product T-box transcription factor TBX19. Lineage: Eukaryota; Metazoa; Cnidaria; Anthozoa; Actiniaria; Aiptasiidae. The transcript is spliced from 6 exons. Gene Ontology annotation, biological process: positive regulation of DNA-templated transcription; regulation of transcription by RNA polymerase II; cell fate specification. The record is from RefSeq and is a predicted model, not a curated record. Gene Ontology annotation, cellular component: nucleus. Gene Ontology annotation, molecular function: DNA-binding transcription factor activity, RNA polymerase II-specific; RNA polymerase II cis-regulatory region sequence-specific DNA binding. Bases 6 to 1307 code for a protein of 433 amino acids.